AAAGAAAAAAAGAAGCUUUGGCGGCAUCUAACCUCCCGACCAGGGAGCUGGGUCCAGGGCCUUUGUUGGUCACAGCACCUCAUUGGGGUGAUGCUGCCCAGUGUGUGAAGUGAUUGCAUGACUGUCUUUACACUCAGCGGACUACACCGUACUCCCUUUUGUAGGAGGAUCCCAGAGGGCUAUCUCUACAGGGACCCAGCACCCACCCUGUGUGUCUGUGUGUCUCCUUCCAGUCUGCUGCUUUGGACACCUGUGAGCCAGAAUCCAGUCAAGCCUCCAGCUGCCUGUGCCAUGGAUCCCAAGGGCAGCAAUGGUUCAGAGCUCCAGGAUGAGCGCAUUACAGACUUGCUGGUGUUUGGCUUCCUUCAAAACUGCUCCAACUACAAUUUCCAAAAAGAGCUGCAGGGGUUGGGCCAUGACCUAUAUGUGCCAGCUUGCCUACGGGAAAACCAUGAUGAUGAACUGCAGACCGAUGGCAGCCAGUACAGCCACUUUGUCCUAGAAGGCCAGGAGACAGAUUCUGAGAGUCAAGACGAAAUCAUCCAGAAUAUCGCCAGGCAACUUGCCCAUAUAGGGGACAGGAUGGACCGCAGAAUCCCCCCAAGACUGGUGAAUCACCUGGCAAUACAGUUUAUGAAUGGGAACCUGUCAGAGGAAGACAGAAGGGAGUGCCUUGCUGCUGCCCUGGAGCAGGUCAUGCAGACUUACCCUAAAGACAUGGAGAAGGAGAAGACUAUGCUGAUGUUGACCAUGCUGUUGGCCAAAAAGGUGGCCGAUCACACACCAUCCUUGCUCCGUGAUGUCUUUCGCACAACAGUGAAUUUUAUUAAUCAGAACCUACUCACCUAUGUGAGAAACUUAGUCAGAAAUGUAAGAACCAGUGUUGUCAGCUCCUUGGCGUUUCACUAAAUCCUCUUGGUGUCUGCCUACUCCCUACAUCCAUUUCCCUCUAAGGUCAGGAAACUCAGCAGAGACCUCUGCUACUUUCCUCCCUUUCUUCUGCUUCUGAUGACCAAACCAUAAGGAAGGCUGUUAUAAACCUUCCUGUUCAGGCAAAAAGGCUUGGUUUUGCUUUCUUGAACAAGAAUGUUAUGUAAUAGGAGGUGGCAAUGAAAAAAAAAAGCUUUUGAGCUUUAUCAGCUUCAUUUCCUAAAAAAUGUAGUUUUUAAAAUUUAUUUCAGAGAGAAAGGGAGAGGGAAGAAAACAUCAAUGAUGAGAGAGAAUCAUUAAUUGGCUGCCACCUGCAUGCCCCCCACUCGGGAUCGAGCAUGCAACCUGGGCAUGUGCCCUGACCAGGAAUCAAACUGUGAUCUCCUGGUUCAUAGGUCGAUGCUCAACCAUUGAGCCAUGCUGGCUGGGCAGCCUCAUUUUUUUUUAAGAUUGCUACUGUCAUUGGGGGAAGGCUUAUUUCAUACUGCCCAUAGAAUUGUACUAGUGUGAUAUAGGUGGUAUAGACAGAGCAUGAAAGAAAGUGGCUGAGGGAUCCAAGCUGAGCAUGCCCAGAUCUGCUGUCAACUUCACCUUGUCACAAAAAUAAGUAUAAUUAAAUUCUUUAAAAACAUGCUUACAAAACAAACAAAUGAAAACAUGCUUACUAAGAAAGAUGAAGGUGAGAGAGACCAAAAGGAGAGAUAAAAAAGCAGGGAGGAGAGGUUAUCUAAAACCUGUCCCAGAAGACAUCUGUCCAUAACCAGGAUAUUAAGUCACAGUUCAUGAUGUUGCCCAAGAAGGCUAGACAGUCCUUAAUGUCUGCUGCUUCAGUUUCAGAGCCAACUGGAUGUUCAAUGGAUGUAUCUUUUCUCUAAAUUUGAACAUAUUAAUGAGUAUUUGGGAUUUUAUGUGUCAGAAGCAUUACUCAGGCAUCCAACCCUCUUAAAAUUAGUGAUAAACCUUAAAAGCUUUCUCGAUCUGCUUUGAACGUUAGUUAUACCAGCAUGUUGAAACAGGAGAAUGAAUAAAAAUCUCAAAUCAGGUAUUAAGCCAUGCUGAAUUGUUGGAAGCACGUACACCUGAGAAAGUUCCUAGACAGUGUUUAGCACCCACCACCCAAGGGGAGUAAAUGGGCAAGACAUCAACAGCAGUCUGUAUUAAUAGCUUACCAAAUACUGAACGGCUCAAACAGAAUCUUGAUUCCUUGGACCCAAGAUGUCUCUUGGCACCAUAAGUGACCCAAUAGAUGGGAAUAUCCACAUCUCAGCACCUUGAAAGUCUGUUUUUUGCAGUUGCUUUCAUGGAGCAAAACAUAGGAUGCAAGGAUAUAAGGAUGACAGGGCUCCAGAGAACAUGUUUCUGCAUAACCCCCAGUUUCACUUGUAUUUCUUAUGGCACUGGAGUUCUUAAAGGGCUGAAUUCUGACUUGUAAAUUAAAACAGCUAAUUUAGACUUUAGAAAAUGAUCAUCAAUAAAGCAGUAACAUCUAUUAAAUUAUAUGUGUGGAGCACUAAAAAACUCACAUGGGAGUUAACCCAAAUCUAUGGAGAUGGCAGUAAUAGAAACUGUAUUUUAGACGUGCUAAAUAAAUAUAUACUAAAGGUUUUAUGUUGGUUGGGAGAGGAGUUAUAGAUUAUAAUUAAUCCUUGAAGCCAAUCAGAAACUCAAAAGUUUUGGCAGAGACUGCUAGAUGCCCCCAAUAUCUGUCCUCCCUGUCUUCUGUAGUUAUAGGAUUUAUAACUGGGUCCUUUUGGUCUACAUAUCCCAGGUUCCUUUGUAAGCCAGGUGUGACCUGUAACUUUUGAUUAAAGAGAUGCAGGCAGACGUGAUAUAUACAUCUCUGUACUGUGUCCCUGAAGAGAAGGGGUCUGCCCUCUACUUCUCCCUUCCCCUGUCCACAGGUUGAAGUGUGCAUAAGGAUGUGGGUACACGUGAGGGCUUUAUCUUAGUGACAAGGAUCAGUAAGAUAGGCUCCUGGCUCCCAAGACUGAGGGUGCUGACUGCUGACAUAUAAUUAGAGAAAUAAACAAAUCUUGUUUAAGUCAUAUUUAGAUUACCUGUCAUAGAAGUUGAAUGUACAUUCUAAUAAAUGCAAUGUACAUUUGGUAAAAGUGAAGGGUGUAGAACUUCUAAUCAU
Messenger RNA from Eptesicus fuscus (big brown bat), 3067 nucleotides. It is a transcript of the gene BID, whose product is annotated as BH3 interacting domain death agonist. NCBI's taxonomy places the organism in Eukaryota, Metazoa, Chordata, Mammalia, Chiroptera, Vespertilionidae. The transcript is spliced from 5 exons. Gene Ontology annotation, cellular component: cytoplasm; cytosol; mitochondrion. The coding region runs from base 118 to 909 and encodes 263 amino acids. Gene Ontology annotation, biological process: positive regulation of extrinsic apoptotic signaling pathway; positive regulation of intrinsic apoptotic signaling pathway; apoptotic mitochondrial changes. The record is from RefSeq and is a predicted model, not a curated record.